GCCAAGCAGUAUAAUCGAAUCCUAAAAAGACGACAAGCUAGGGCAAAACUUGAGGCUCAAGGAAGAAUUCCCAAAGAAAGAAGGAAGUACCUACAUGAAUCGCGCCAUAAACAUGCCAUGAACAGGGUUCGCAGUGCUGGGGGACGGUUCUUUUCUAUCCCUGGUUGUCAUGGUGGACCGGAUUCCAUGAUCGAGGCAUCCUAUGCGCCAUCUUCUCUUCAGCCUGCUCUCGCUCCUCAAAUAACUACGGUUGAUGGUGCAGCUGGUAAUCAGAUGGAUUUCAAAUCUCGCAUUUCUAUGUCGGGGCCCCCUUGUAAUUUUGUCGCUGGAACGCUGCGCUUGUUUAUUCAUAGACCCAACCUAUCCAUGUUCAAUUCGCAACAGAGCCAAAUUGGCACUCGUGGCCUUAUUCUGGUUCCAUCCGCUCAACCAAGUUGCGCACCCGCGAUUCGCAUUGUCUUGCGUCUAUACGUGGUUACCCAGCAUCCACUUUAG
Messenger RNA from Protopolystoma xenopodis, 495 nucleotides. The record is from the annotation of a GenBank genome assembly. Lineage: Eukaryota; Metazoa; Platyhelminthes; Monogenea; Polystomatidea; Polystomatidae.